Messenger RNA from Penicillium canescens, 870 nucleotides. RefSeq names its product DUF3425 domain-containing protein. Bases 1 to 870 code for a protein of 289 amino acids. The record is from RefSeq and is a predicted model, not a curated record. NCBI's taxonomy places the organism in Eukaryota, Fungi, Ascomycota, Eurotiomycetes, Eurotiales, Aspergillaceae. The transcript has 4 exons.
AUGCGCAUAGACAGCGUCUCCAAGACAAAAGGCCAGGCCAUUCCAGACACCGGGAAGGUCCAUAUCGCAUACACCUGUGGCGACUCGACACGGCGCAGCCACCUUCAGUCAAACCAGGAUGAAAUAGGCAAUUCAAUCUUCCAUCCGUCGGGUCAACUCAUCUCCGACUUUGAGUCAGGCUCGGAGUCGUUAUCAAAUACUAAAACCAUCUUGGAGACAUCCAGCCCAUCCUCCAAGCCAAGAUCUUCCUUGCCUUCUCUGCCAGCAGACCACUUACUCCACCUCAUACAGUGGAAUGUAUUCCGCGGACUCUGCGACAAUAAGCAUAUCCUCGGCCGCACAGUAAUAGCUAUACUUCCGGAUUCAAACCAAGCCAAAGACUUUGAAGAUGUCUUUGCCGAGUAUUCACUUGUGCUCCCCAAAGCUGAAGAAACAGUCAAUCUUCCACCCUCUCUUCAACUGACUGAACCCCAAAUGAAUAUUGUUCACUCCACAUGGAUUCAUACGCUUCCUUUUCCCAGAAUGCGAGAGAAUCUGAUGCGCUGGGAGUAUUGUUUCGAUCAUUUGGAGCUUGUCAGAGAUCUCAUUGGCAACAUACUCGAUCCGCUUCUUCUCUCUUUGGAGCAUUGGUUGCAGCCAUCGCUGAACAAUUCAAGUGUUGGAGAUGAUUACGAUGAUGAAGUUACGGCCUCUCGUAGCGGGCUGAUUUUAUGGGGAGACCCUAUGAUAGAGGAAAGCUGGGAAGUUACGCCCGGUUUCUUGCGGAAGUGGGCAUGGACUGUGGAGGGAUGUGACGAGUUGAUAUACUCUACGAAUCAAUGGAGAAGGAUUCGUGGUGAGGUGACUGUACAGUUGCUUGCUAGCGACUGA